AAGAAGGCUAUUUAUUAUAAGACCCGGUCUCGUUUAUUCCUCAGCGUCACCAUCGUCGCAUCAGUGGUGGGGGUGCUUCUAUUGAGUUGGAGAGCGAGGCAGUCAUGGCAGCGGCGGCAGCUAUGUCAGCGUACCAAAGGACGUCCAUGAGUAAUGCGGCGGCGGCAGUGAAAGCACUGGCAUCAUGUGGCGGCGGCGGCGGUAGUUGCAGGGUGGAAUUGGGGGUUAGAGGGAAGAAGAGAGGGCUUCGGAGGAGAGUUUCACAUUUUGCAGACUCAGUGGACCCGGAACCCAAAACAAAACUACCACAAAUGCUGUUCUCUGCAACCGCAUGUGCAAAUGGAAGCACUGGAAACGCACCAUCAUCGCUGUCUUCUUCUUCUUCUGCUGCUACUCCCCUCCUCACUCGCUCCUCUAAUAUGGUUAAACGCCACACGAUCUCAGUGUUUGUUGGGGAUGAAAGCGGGAUAAUAAAUCGAAUUGCAGGGGUGUUUGCUAGGAGGGGUUACAACAUCGAGUCUCUUGCUGUUGGUUUGAACAAGGACAAGGCUCUUUUUACUAUAGUUGUUUGUGGAACCGAAAAGGUUUUGCAACAAGUUGUAGAACAACUCAAUAAGCUUGUGAAUGUCAUACAGGUGGAAGAUCUUUCAAAGGAACCACAUGUGGAGCGUGAACUAAUGCUCAUAAAACUGAAUGCAGAUCCAAGCACAAGAGCCGAGAUCAUGUGGUUAGUAGACAUCUUCAGAGCAAAAAUUGUGGAUAUUUCAGAACACUCACUGACUGUUGAGGUCACAGGAGACCCUGGGAAGAUGGCUGCUGUGCAGAGAAAUUUAAGCAAGUUUGGCAUUAAGGAACUUGCAAGAACUGGAAAGAUUGCUUUGAAACGGGAAAAGAUGGGUGAGACAGCUCCUUUUUGGAGAUUUUCUGCUACUUCUUAUCCAGAUCUUGAAACAGCAGCUCCUGCUGGUGCUCUUUUAAGGAAUCCUAGCAGGCCACUUAACGGCAACUCCAGCACCUCCUCGAGGGGUGGUGAUGUCUAUCCUGUGGAGCCUGAUGAUGAAAUCUCAAUGAAUCAAAUUCUUGAUGCUCAUUGGGGUGUUCUCUAUGAUGAAGAUUCAAGUGGGCUUCAGUCACACACUUUAUCCAUGCUCGUCAAUAACUCUCCUGGAGUUCUGAACAUAAUUACUGGGGUUAUAUCUCGAAGAGGUUAUAACAUUCAGGUCAGUUUGGUCCUGGUGGAGGGGCUGUCACGUAUUACUACUGUUGUUCCUGGAACAGAUGAAUCUAUUGGAAAGUUGGUUCGGCAGUUUUACAAGUUAGUGGAUCUUCAUGAGGUUUCAGAUAUUACCCACUUGCCAUUUGCGGAGCGUGAGCUGAUGUUGAUUAAGGUUGCUGUGAAUGCUGCUGCUAGGAGGGAUGUUCUUGAUACUGCCAGUAUUUUCCGGGGCAAAGCUGUUGAUGUGUCUGACCAUACUAUAACAUUAGAGCUAACAGGAGAUUUCAACAAGAUGCUUGCAUUGCAGAACUUAUUGGAGCCCUAUGGCAUUUGUGAGGUAGCGAGAACUGGGCGAGUGGCGUUGGUGCGGGAAUCUGGAGUAGAUUCUACAUACCUCCGGGGAUACUCUCUUCCGUUACACUGAUGAUCAAGAAAGUUGAAGGAAAUGCUUUCUCUAGCAGUUCCUUUUACCCUUCUUUUCAUAAUGUUGGCAUACAGAAGGGGGCCAGAGGAGGGGGGUUAACAAUAUUUGAAGUCAACAAUAUCUUUAUCUUUUGGACAAUAAGGGGUGUCUGUGAAAUACUUAAAUUUUGACUCUCUAAUUUUUUUUAUUUGAUUUUUUUUUUCGCUUUCAAAUUUGUUGUCUGGCUAAUGUAGUGUCUGCGUCCUGAGUUAAUACAUUGUUUACAGUUAUGCAAAGCACCUGCCUGCUGAAUGUUUCAAAGAUUUUUCUUGGAAUGAGUUAAAAAUGCAUGCUUCAAUUGGAU
Camellia sinensis is the source of this 1983-nucleotide messenger RNA. The record is from RefSeq and is a predicted model, not a curated record. Lineage: Eukaryota; Viridiplantae; Streptophyta; Magnoliopsida; Ericales; Theaceae.